GCACCAACCGCAAAAACGAUAAACAGGUGAAAUUUGCAAUCGUUUCGCAGUAGUGUUCCAAAAGUGGUCCAAUAAAAUCGUUGAAAAAUGGAGCCCCAGGCUUCAAAUGAGAUCAAAAUCAUCGUCAAAUGGAGCGGCAAGGAGUACCCGAUAGAGGAUCUCACCGAACACGACACGGUGGCGGUGCUGAAGCAUGAAAUCUACAAAAAGACACAGGUCAAGCCGGAACGACAGAAGCUGCUCAAUUUGAAAUACAAAGGUAAAUUUGCCGCCGACGAGGUACGUCUUGGUUUGCUGGAGUUGAAAGCAAAUUUCAAACUGAUGAUGGUUGGCUCGCUGGAAGCGGACAUCGAGGAAGCGUCUUCCAAGCCCGAUGACAUCGGUAACGUCGUAAACGACCUAGACAACGAUGACGACGAUAAAGUCCCGUUGGAGAACAAGGAAAUAUAUCUGUCCAAAAUUAACAAACGGGUCCGUGAUUACAAAAUCAACGAACUGAAUCCCCCGCGAGAGGGAAAACGCCUGCUGGUCCUGGAUAUCGACUACACCCUGUUCGAUCACAGAUCCGCUGCUGAAAACGGGGCUGAGCUGAUGCGGCCGUACUUGCAUGAAUUUCUAACGUCCGCAUAUCAGGACUAUGACAUUGCUAUAUGGUCUGCCACUUCGAUGAAGUGGAUCGUCGAAAAGAUGAAGUUGCUGGGUGUUACUUCUCAUUCUGAUUACAAACUAGUGUUUAUGCUGGACUCGGAGGCAAUGAUCACGGUUCACUGCCCGGUUCGAGGCGUUAUAGAAGUUAAACCGCUGGGAGUUAUUUGGGGCAAAUACAGUCAUUAUUCAUCGAAGAAUACAAUCAUGUUUGAUGAUCUACGGCGGAACUUUCUGAUGAAUCCCAAGUCCGGACUGAGGAUCAAACCGUUUGCCGAAGCGCAUUUGAACCGCCACAAGGACAAGGAGCUGCUGAAGCUUUCCAAGUAUCUCAAGGAAAUUGCGGACAAUUGCAGCGAUUUUAACGAGUUAAAUCAUAAGAAGUGGGAAAGCUUCAAGCCGAAAAAACGCCGUGAAACGAGUGAUGAUUAACUAUGUGUGUAUGUGGAAAGCAGAGGAUCGGAGGAUGGCCUUAUUCCAUAUGAAUGCUUUAAUUGAAUAAUUUUUGGUUACUUAUUGAUGCAAAUAAAAAAAUACAGCUCCGGCAUUUUAAAUUCCGUU
Molecule: messenger RNA, 1206 nt
Organism: Ochlerotatus camptorhynchus
Lineage: Eukaryota; Metazoa; Arthropoda; Insecta; Diptera; Culicidae
Gene: Ublcp1
Product: Ubiquitin-like domain-containing C-terminal domain phosphatase 1
Exons: 2
Coding region: 88-1077 (329 amino acids)
Biological process (GO): protein dephosphorylation
Cellular component (GO): nucleus
Molecular function (GO): protein serine/threonine phosphatase activity; protein binding
Source: RefSeq, a predicted model, not a curated record